GCGGGCGGCACUCCCGCCACCUCCCACGGAACCGAUUGCCGGGCCACUGGUGGCGGACGGCACCGCACGGACGGAGUGCUCUACCUGGGGUCCCUGGCCGACACUUUGCCCCUUCACAUCACCCCCCGCCGGUUCAGCGAUCAUAGCGAUAAGACUAAAGAGAUGAUCAUCGACCCAAGAACAAGAGCCGCAUAGACCCCUGUUUAUUGAUGAGACUGAGGUGGAGAGGGUGAAAACCUUCAAGUUCCUUGGCACACACAUCAGCGAGGACCUCACCUGGUCUCACAACACCCAACAAAUUCUGAAGAACCAAAGGAGACUGUACUUCCUGAGAAGACUGAGGAAAUUUGGCAUGUCCACCACAAUCCUGAGUUGCUUCUACAGAUGCAAAAAACUCUUGAAUCUUUAAUGAUUUCUGCCACACUAGACCACGAGACUAGAUUAGGAUUAGAUUAGGACUUUAUUCCCGUAGAAUUAGGACUUUAAUACCAUAGAAUUAGGACUAAUAUUAGGACUUUAUUCCCAUAGAAUUAGGACUUUAUUCCAUCAUAUUAGGACUUUAUUCCCAUCAUUUAAAUUCUUUAUUCCCAUAGAAUUAGGACUUUAUUCCUGUAAUAUUAGGACUUUAUUCCCAUAAAAUUAUGACUUUAUUCCCGUAAUGUUAGGACUUUAUUCCCGUAAUGUUAGGACUUUAUUCCCAUAAUAUUAGGACUUUAUUCCCAUAGAAUUAGGACUUUAUUCCCGUAAUUUUAGGACUUUAUUCCCGUAAUCUUAGGACUUGAAUUAGGACUUUAUUCCCGUAAUUUUAGGACUUUAUUCCCGUAAUCGUAGGACUUUAUUCCAAUAAUAUUAGGACUUUAUUCCCAUAGAAUUAGGACUAAUAUUAGGACUUUAUUCCCAUAGAAUUAGGACUUUAUUCCAACAUAUUAGGACUUUAUUACCGUAAUAUUAGGACUUUAUUACCGUAAUAUUGGGACUUUAUUCCCAUAAAAUUAGGACUUUAUUCCCAUAAAAUUAGGACUUUAUUCCCGUAAUAUUAGGACUUUAUUCCCAUAAUAUUAGGACUUUAUUCCCACUGUUUCUAAAGUGCUACACAGACUAGUAAAACCACAAAUAAUAAGUAAAUCAGGGAAUGUAAAUGUAAAUAAUAAAAAUCACUACUGUAAAAACGAAAAAAUCCAAUAAAUAAAAACAAAGAAACGUACAAUGGUAAAAUAUUUAAACAAAGUAGAAACAAUAAAAGCAAAAAAUUCCAAUAAGUAGGUAAAAAAAUAAAUAAGUAAAUUAUAUUUAAGAACUAAAAUAAAUAAAACAAUUAAAACAAAAAAAGAAUAAAAGACACAGAGGACCACACGACUCACGCCGAGUUAAAAGCCACAGAAUAAAAGUGGGUUUUAAGACGAGACUUAAAGCUUUCAAUUGUGGGGGCUGUUUUUACAUAAGGGGGGAAAGUGUUGCACAGCUUUGGACCGACUACAGAAAAGGCCCGGUCUCCCCUGGUCUUAAGUCUGGUCUUAGGCACCACCAGUUGGAGCUGGCCUUCGGACCUCAAUGUGUGCGCUGGAGUGUAGAUUUGGAUGAGGUCCGAGAUGUACUGAGGGGCCAGCCCAUUCAAAGCCUUAAAAACAAACAAUAAAAUCUUAAAAUCAAUCCUAAAACGCACAAGCAACCAGUGCAGGGAGGCUAAAAUUGGGGUAAUGUGCUCCCUCUUUUUGGUUCCUGUUAAAGCCAUGCUGCAGAGUUCUGGACUAACUGUAAGCGAGAGAGUCAUUUAUGAUUUAUUCCUCAGUAGAGGGCAUUACAGUAGUCCAGACGUGACGAAAUAAAAGCGUGCAUGGCUUGUUCACAAUGUUGCGAUGAUAAAAAUUAUUUGACUUUAGAUAGAAGCCUAAGAUGAUAAAAACAAGAUUUUACAAAGGCGUUGAUUUGUUUAUUAAGUUUAAAAUCACUAUCAAUGAUGACGCCAAGGCUGGUGGCUGUGGGACUGACUUGAUCCUUGACGGGGCCCAAGUCCAAGUGGGGGUCAUUAUUAUUAUUAUAUAUAUUUUUUUUUAUUAUUAUUAAGGAUGAUAACUUCUGUCUUCCCCUCAUUGAGCUUUAAAAAAUGUUGAGCCAACCAGACCUUGACGUCACUUAAGCACUCAAGAAGGGGUGUCGGGGGGGCAUGGUCAUUUCUUGUAAUUGGUAAAUAGAUCUGGCAGUCAUCUGCAUAAAAGUCAUAGGAGAUGCCAUGCUUUUUAAAAAUGGUACUAAAUGGGCUAAAGUAGAGAGCAAAUAGGAUGGGCCCCAGGAUUGAUCCCUGGGGGACUCCACAGUCCAGGGGGACAGUUGACGAGGUGGAGUCACCAAGUCCCACAGUAAGGCAUCUCCCUGACAAGUAAGACCUGAACCACUCAAGAGCAGCCCCCCUGACAUCCACACAGUUUUCCAAGCGAGAUAAAAGAAUAGUGUGGUCCACUGUGUCAAAGGCAGCAGUCAGGUCUAAAAGCACUAAAAUGGCUGACCACCCAGGAUCAGUCAUUAAAAACAGGUCAUUAAAACCUUUCAAAGUGCAGACUCAGUGCUAUGAAAGGCCCUGUAACCUGACUGGAAGGUGUCUAAAAUCCCAUUUUCAUCUAGAAAAGGCUGCAUCUGUGCAAGAACACUUCUUUCUAAAAUCUUUGAGAUAAAAGGUAGUUUAGAAAUGGACUGAUAAUUUGAUAAAAUUAGAGAGAGAAGGAUGUUGGCUAAGCUGACAUCCAUCAUGGACAACACCUUUCACCCGCUACAUGACACUUGUUUCCCUGGGAAGCUCCUUCAGCAGCAGACUGUUACACCCACGGUGUAAGAAGGAGAGGUUCCGCAGGUCCUUCAUACCAACCGCUAUCAGGCUCUACAACACCUGAGCCAUUUUGUAUUCACUAUGUCACUAUGCAUUCUUUACUUGUGUAUCUUGCUUGCUGCUGUAACAGAUGAAUUUCCCUGCUGUGGGAUUAAUAAAGUACUACUACUACUACUACUACUAAAAUUGAAGGAUCCAGACCUGUUUUUUUAAGCAAAGGUUCAACAGCAGCCUUUUUACAAAAGGAAGGAACAAUACCAGAGGACAGGCUGCUGUUGAUGAUAUUGCACACAUAGGGGCCAAUAGUUGCCCACACCUCGCUAAAAAAGUGAUGGGGAACAGGAUCAAUGGGAGAGGAAGAAGGCUUAAGACCAUCAACUACCUUGGUAAUGAAGGCCAGCGACACAGGUUCAAACUGAUUAAAAACUUUAGAGCACUGUGUCACUGUAGACAAAUUAAAAGAGGGGGGUGAUAUACUGGCUCGUAUAGACGCAACCUUAUUAUUAAAAAAGUGCAGGAAAUGUUCACAAGUGUCAGAUGAGACUUGGAUACAGACAAGCGGAACAUAGCGCUCGGAAAAAAAAAAAGACAAACAAUCAACUAUUAAAACAUGCGCAAAUUAUCUCGACACAAAACCAGCAAAUUAAACACUUUAGACGCCUAACCAACCCAAACUGGAAGAUCUGGAGGAGUACAUCGACGGGUGCUUCGAACGUGUAGUUAUGGGAAAAUCACCGAAGACACCAAACCCCAAACGGAGCCGUCCGGAAGACUCACCUGGAGGAAUAUCUCCGCCAGGCACUGACAUCAAAGACAUCCUUGAGUCCAUCUACAAGAGGCUGAUUUGCUUGGACGGCCGCCUCGCUCUCGUCGAGGUACUUCACAAAGAAUUCCAGGCCAUCCGUGAAUCUCUGGAAUUCAGCCAAAAUCAGAUCGUCUCCUUGGUCACGGAGAACGCCACCCUCCGCGAGUCGGUGAAGACCCUCACCGAUGGAGUUUCACAACUCGUCCAGGAAAACAAGACCAUGAAGGAGACGAUUCUAGACCUCCAGGCCCGGAGCAUGAGGGACAAUCUGGUCUUCGCGGGAAUUCCCGAAAAAUCUGAGGAGGACCCGGAAGAAGCGGUGAGGGCCUUCAUGGCGCAACAACUCAAACUCCCAGCGGACGCCAUCCAAAACAUCACUUUUCACCGCGUUCACCGCCUGGGAGCCAAGAAGCCAGAGAACCGUAGGCCGAGACCCAUCGUGGCGAAAUUCGAACAUUUCAAGCAGAAGGAACAGGUGAAGGGCCGAGGCCGGGAGCUGAAGGGGACGGACUUCAGCGUCAACGAUCAAUUCCCCCGAGAAAUCCUCGACAGGCGCCGACGCCUGUUCCCUGUUCGGAGGAAGUUCAUCGACGAGGGAUGCCGAGCUGUCAUCACGGUGGAUAAACUCUUCGUCAAUGGACAACUUUACCGCGACCAGGAAGUAACACCGUGGCUGUAUUGAUAUGGUAACUAAUGAUCUAUCUCAACCAGGUAACUUUUCUUUCUAUCUUGCAGCGCGCACACUUGUUGUUGCAUGUUACUGUCUGCUUCCACUUUACCCCUCCCCCCCGUUUUUUUUUCUCUCUCUAUCCCACUGUAUGUAUGCACAGCCUUUCUUCUUCUCUUUCUUCCUCUUCUAUUCCCCCCUCUGUCUCACGUUUUCUCCCCUCCUCAUAUUGUCACAUAUCCUCUUGUCUGCCAGCUGUCUCCUUCAUCAGCAUCUCCUCACAGUGACAUCAUACACCCUCAAAGUCCAAACCCAACCAAAUUCAAGCUAUUCACUCAAAUACACACACGUGCACGCAUUCUCCUACACAUACACAUCAUAUUCCACUAUUGAUAUGGAUAUCACAACUACUCACAAGCACGCUCAUCUCACUUAUGCAUAAACCCACAUCACGUCCUCACUUUAGUUGGCUUAGUUCAUUCAGGAUUACUAUGUUACACUUUGCCUAUGUACAAAUUAAGCAUACAUUUAAAUGUACUGUGUAUACUCCCAUUAAUUUUACUUCCAGGUACACAUACUUUGCAUUUGAUCUUGUUUACACACACAUCACCAAAAGCUAGUGUAGGAUGAACUCACUACAGUUUGUCACUUGGAAUGUCAGGGGAGUUGGGUCGAUAGAAAAAAGACAAAAAAUGUUUAAUCAUUUGAAGAACACCCAAGCAGACAUUGUCUUAUUACAAGAGACUCACAUGUCCAAGUCAGCUGUCCAUACACUUCACUCACCACAGUUCCCACACACAUAUUUAGCAAGUUACAACUCCAAACAGAGAGGGGUAGCUAUUUUAAUUAACAGGAGGGUGAAUUUUACACUCCACAACACUAUUACAGACACAGAAGGGAGAUAUAUAAUAAUGAACAUAUCUGUUGAUAAUGUACAUUUCUGCAUUGCCAACAUAUAUGGUCCGAAUGUUGACGACCCCUCCUUCUUUCAUGCCUUCUUUUCUUCUCUCUCUGCACAUUUGGAUACAAGUAUGAUCUCGGGAGGGGACCUCAACUUAGUAUUUAACCCAGAAGUGGACAGGUCUAGCCCAGCUGGGAGACAUCGUGAGUCUCAAUCAACAUCGAUACUGAAGAAAUACAUGAAUGAUUUUGGUCUUUGUGAUGCUUGGCGCUCUUAUCACCCUACUCACAGGGAAUAUACUUAUUUCUCACCAGUGCACCACACCUACUCUCGUAUUGACUACUUUUUGACAAGCAACUCAGUCAUAUCAGACAUCUCAAACAUUCACAUACACCCUAUCACCAUUAGUGACCACGCCCCCGUCUCUCUUUUUCUCACUAACCAAACAAUGAGCGCUCCGACUAGAUGCUGGAGAUUAAAUACAUCAUUACUAAAAGACUCAGACUUCCUAAAAUACUUUGAAAGAGAGUGGACAAUGUUUUUAGACUUCAAUGACCAACCCGGUGUUUCGGCUAGUAUUCUGUGGGAGGCAGCAAAAGCAGUAAUGCGCGGAAAAACCAUUUCAUAUUCAUCAUAUAAGAAAAAGAAAGAGAGAUUACUAGAAUCAGAGUUGGAGAAAAAAAUCCAACUCCUCGAAACCGCUCAUGCUGACUCAAAGGAUGAGCAUAUCCUAAGUAACCUAAGGAAACUGAAACUAGACUUAAAAGAAAUUACUGACAAGAAAAUUCAGUUCCAACUGCAGAGACUACGUUUGGAAAAGUUUGAGCAUGGCAAUAAACACGGAAAAUACUUAGCUAACCAACUAAAAGUCAAUAAAGAAAAAAGCUCUAUCUCCUCCAUUAGAAACUCAGGAGGUCACAUCACUCACCUCCCGGAAGAAAUUAAUUCUGUCUUUAGGAGCUUUUAUAAAAAUCUAUAUACACCUCAGAUUAAACCAUCUCUCCCAGAUAUCAAAACAUUUCUCAACAACAUAGAAUUACCAAAAUUAAAUGACGAACAGGUGACCAACUUAGAUGUACCCAUUUCAUUCAUAGAACUCCAUAACACUCUACACCGGUUGCCGAAUAAUAAAGCACCAGGACCUGACGGUUUCCCUGCCGAGUUUUAUAAAACAUUCUGGUCAUUACUAUCUCCAAUAUUUCUUAGAAUGGUUUUGGAAAUUAAAGACAGUUCAUGCUUGCCUCCAACCAUGAACUCAGCUACAAUCAGUUUCCUGCUGAAACCGGAUAAGGACCCAACACUACCUUCCAGUUAUCGUCCAAUUUCACUGAUUAAUGCAGAUCUUAAAAUAAUAUGCAAAGCGUUAGCUAUAAGGCUGGAAAAAGUUACCCCUCAUAUAAUACACCCUGAUCAAUCAGGAUUUAUUAAGGGGAGAAACUCAACUAGCAACGUAUGCCGUCUAAUCAAUCUGAUUGAUUACUCUAUCAUCCAUAAUUUAGAAACCACAAUUGUCUCAUUGGAUGCUGAAAAAGCAUUUGACAGAGUAAACUGGAAAUUUCUCUUUGCAACACUACAAAAAUUUGGCUUUGUAGAUUAAUUUAGAACAUGGAUUAAAAUACUAUAUAACACCCCGAAGGCCUCUGUUCGGACCAACAAUCACAUCUCUCCAGAAUUUACUCUACAAAGAGGUACUAGGCAAGGGUGUCCACUCUCUCCCUCACUAUUUGCUAUCUUUAUCGAACCUCUUGCAGCUGCAAUUCGACAACAUAUAAAUAUUAAAGGGAUCCACACCACAAAUGUUCAUCAUAAGAUAAGCCUUUAUGCUGAUGAUGUAUUACUCUUCCUGGAUAAUUCACAUUCUUCACUUCACGAAUCUAUCUCACUCAUUAACAAUUAUAGCACCUUCUCAGAUUACUCCAUUAACUGGUCUAAAUCCACAGUACUGCCCAUUAACUUUGGUUUCCAGAGCACCCCCUCUAUACCACUGUGUUCAGGGAACAUUAAGUAUUUGGGUAUUAACAUUUCCUCCAACCUGUCAGACCUGAUCCGCUUGAAUUAUACUCCAUGAUUGAAGUCAAUAGAGGAUGAUCUUGCACGUUGGAGAACCUUGCCCAUCUCACUUACAGGCAGAGUAUCCACCGUGAAAAUGAUGAUUUUACCAAAGGUUAAUUAUCUAUUUUCCAUGCUCCCCACUAAACCAUCUAUAAUUUGGUUCAAGUCAUUAGACUCAUAUAUAAAUAAAUUUCUUUGGAAAAAUAAGCCAGCACGAAUAAGUCUCAAAACAUUACAAAAAUCUAAAGAAUAUGGGGGCUUAGAACUCCCAAACUUCUCCAACUACUUCCUUGCAAACAGGUUACAGUAUAUCUUAAAAUGGAUCAACCCUAACCCAUUGGAUUAUUUAUGGCUAGACAUAGAACAAUCACUUAGCCACGAAAUUCCAAUUUGUAACCUGCCCUUCAUUAGCCAAAUCCUCCGAAAAAAUAAUUGUUUUAAAAGUAUAAAUAUAAGCAACACUCUGACAGCUUGGUGGGAAUUUUUAAAAAUAACAAAAUUCUCGCUCACUCCUUGCCAAUACACUCCCGUCUGGAAUAAUCCUGACAUCUUGCUUAAAAAGAAACCAUUAAAUUUCCCAACAUGGCACGAAAAAGGAAUAAGUUGUAUGAAAAAUAUAAUUAUAGGAAACAACUUUAUCUCAUUUAACGACCUUGUUACAUAGUAUGGAAUAAAUCAUAACAAAUUUCUUGAAUACAUAGAAAUUAAAUCCAUAAUUAAAGCAAGUUUCAGGACCAUAUCAUGGGAAAGCAAUACCACUAUUGACCAAUUUUUAAAAAUAUCUGCCCCUAAAACAUUAUCUAAAUUAUAUAUUCUACUUUCAAAAAAUGACAACACAAUCGGAGUACCAAUCUCCAAAUGGAGCUUAGAUUUAUCUACAAGCUGUGACCCUGAAUUCUGGAAGCAAAUAUGUCUUAAUGCUUCCCGGUUAAUCAAUAAUCCCAACCUACAGCUGAUUCAGUUUAAAAUCCUUCAUAGAGUACACUACACAGGACAUAGAAUGUUUAGAAUGGGUUUAACUGACUCUAACAUCUGUACACACUGCUCAGACCAUAGAAUAGAUGACUACUUACACUCCAUGUGGACCUGUGCUCCCAUUAAAAAUUUUUGGCACGGAGUGUGUGAGUACCUAUCUUUGGCACUUGGGUUCUCCAUUCCUACCUCCCCUUUACUAUGCCUGCUGGGCGAUCUCUCCACAAUUGAUGUAGAAACAAAUCAAACACAGCUUCUCAUCACUGCAUUAAGCAUCGCCAAGAAAACCAUUCUCAUCAAUUGGAAAUCAAGGAAGAAAGUGAACAUAGCUCUUUACAAAAAUCUUUUGUUAGAUCAUAUAGCUAUGGAGAGAAUGUCUGCUGAAUCUAAAGAACAAAUGUCAGAAUUUCAGUCUAUAUGGGCACCAAUAAUUAAUUCCCUGACCUGACCUUUGUGGUUUGCGCGUGGGGGCGGGCGGCGUGGUGUCCAUCUGCGUGGU
Dunckerocampus dactyliophorus (ringed pipefish) is the source of this 8717-nucleotide messenger RNA. RefSeq names its product zinc and ring finger 1 (gene znrf1). Gene Ontology annotation, molecular function: methyltransferase activity; 2-oxoglutarate-dependent dioxygenase activity. The record is from RefSeq and is a predicted model, not a curated record. The transcript has 2 exons. Bases 4920 to 6791 code for a protein of 623 amino acids. Lineage: Eukaryota; Metazoa; Chordata; Actinopteri; Syngnathiformes; Syngnathidae.